Messenger RNA from Mesocestoides corti, 786 nucleotides. Lineage: Eukaryota; Metazoa; Platyhelminthes; Cestoda; Cyclophyllidea; Mesocestoididae. The record is from the annotation of a GenBank genome assembly.
AUGUUCGGGCGUCGCUUCGGUGCGCAACCAAUGCCUGUGGCUGCAGUGUGGAAGUCUCCAACCUGGCCAUUUAUUAUAGCGGGCAUGCCGUUAUGUGUUCUUUUAGUUAUAUUGGGAUUCCUAUUUAUUCGGCUGCCGGCUAUCCCAGAGGAUCAGCGGCAGUUUGUUAAGCUACCAAGAAAUUUGGAUGACUUAAAAUCGCUCGGAUCCACGCUAUCCGUCUAUAAGGGUACCUGCUACUGGCGAAUUCUCAUAGCAAUCACCUUUGUCUACAUACUCAUGCAGUCUUUCAUGAUCCCGGGCUCCGUCUUCUGUAGUGUUCUUCUUGGAUUUCUAUUCCCUAUUCCACUGGCACUAUUUGUUAUAGCCUUUUGUUCGGCUGUUGGUGCUUCAUGCUGUUAUGUCAUAGCUAAUUUCAUUGGAAGUAAAACUAUAUUGAAACUUUACCCCGAACAUGUCAUGUCAUGCCAAAUGAUGAUGAGCCGGUUCAAGAACACAAUGUGUUUUGCCAUAAUUCUCUUUCGUCUAAGCCCGAUCAUCCCCAAUUGGCUGGUAAACAUCUGCUCACCUUUGCUUGGUGUGCCCUUAUUGGAUUUCUUCCUUGGCACAUUCAUCGGUGUCGUGCCGCUGUCAUUGUUUUUUGUCAAAGCCGGAACAAUGUUACAGGAGUUAACCGACAUUGGUGUAACAUCUGUAGCCUCUGUUUCCACUCUGGUCAUAUUCGCUGUGAUCUCUCUCGUACCGUUUAUCUUUCAGGAGCAAAUCAGGCGAGCACUUUCAAGUUAA